AUGAAACUCUUAUCGAUCCUUGCUUGUGUAGUGACGGAAGAGAGGAGGGCUACCGAGGCAAAGAGGAUGAACGAGUCCUCUAAGCGGCGCCUAAUGAUGGGCCUUCAAGGCAAGAAGGUGAAAUGGCAGGCAGGGGCAGCGGCCGUUCCGUCGGUGGGGGUUGAUCCAGAAGAUCAGACCUUUGUCGAUCGCCUGAGGCAACUUAAUGCCAAGGCGGCUUCGGCCGGUACUGGAGCAGUUAGCCCUUCGGCAAGGCGGGGUCAGAUAUUAGGCGCCACUUCAUCCAAGGCCGUCGGAAAGAGGCCGAUGACGGUGGACUUGGAGGCAGAGCUGGCGCCCAAGCGGACUCGGUAG
This is a messenger RNA of Prunus armeniaca (apricot), 354 nucleotides long. The record is from the annotation of a GenBank genome assembly. Lineage: Eukaryota; Viridiplantae; Streptophyta; Magnoliopsida; Rosales; Rosaceae.